Molecule: messenger RNA, 1008 nt
Organism: Metopolophium dirhodum (rose-grain aphid)
Lineage: Eukaryota; Metazoa; Arthropoda; Insecta; Hemiptera; Aphididae
Product: E3 ubiquitin-protein ligase RING2-like
Exons: 3
Coding region: 1-1008 (335 amino acids)
Cellular component (GO): PcG protein complex; ubiquitin ligase complex
Molecular function (GO): chromatin binding; ubiquitin protein ligase activity
Source: RefSeq, a predicted model, not a curated record
AUGGCUUCAGCAGAUCCAAAUGAUCUUUCCAAAAUGUGGAAACUUUCACUGUAUGAAUUGCAUAGAUCUCCUCAGGAACCUAUUACAGACAACACCGAAAUUGCAGUAUCACCACGAAGUAUACAUAAUGAACUAAUGUGUCCAAUAUGUUUGGAUGUUUUGAAAAAAACAAUGACUACUAAAGAAUGUCUCCAUAGAUUCUGCUCAAACUGCAUUGUGACUGCUCUUCGUUCAGGUAAUAAAGAAUGUCCUACUUGUCGUAAGAAACUAGUAUCCAAACGAUCCCUACGUGCUGAUCCAAAUUUUGAUCUUAUUAUAUCUAAGAUAUAUCCUAAUCUUGAUGAAUACGAAGCACACCAAACUAGAGUAUUGGAAAACUUAAAUAAGAGUCACAAUCAGGCCAAUUUAGUUCAGUCAAUGAACGAAGGUAUUAGAUUACAAAAUCAAAAUCGACAACAACGAACCAAAAAGAACAAAAGUGAAGAGCUAAAUGAAAGUAACUCAUCAACUGCUUCAAAACCUUCAAAUAGUUCAAGUCAAGAUAAUGUAAUGAGAACAAUGGUACAAACAAAAGUGGCAAAAAAGAUGAAGUCUGUUAUGAUCUCAGAAAAAGAAGGAUCCGCUUUAACUGUUGACACCUUGGAUACAACAGAAUGUGAUAGCACAUCAAAAAGUGUGCCAGUAGAUGAAAUAGAACUAGUAUUAAAACCUCAUCCUGCAGUAAUGGUCGGUGAUAAUCCAUUUGUCGGAGUUUUGAAAGAAAAUUCUGUACGUUAUAUAAAAACAACAGCUAACGCAACUGUUGAUCAUUUGAAUAAGUACUUAGCUAUGAGAUUGGCAAUAGACUUUGGCUCAGAUCUUCCGGAACGAGCUCUCAGUUUUAUGAUUUAUGUUGCACCCACUGCAGAUCAACUUGUUCCUCUCAAAGGCAAUCAAACACUUCGAAAUGUACAGGAUAAGUUUUGGAAAGUAAACAACCCGCUGGAAAUGUUUUACUCUUUUGCAUAA